CAGGAAGUUGCAAUGUUUACUUCCGUAUGUAAAAAAAUUAAGGAAUUGAUAACAUUUAUAUCGAGGAAGUUUUCGCACGUUGGUUUCAAGCUGUUAUUUUGUUAUACAAAUGUAUACACUGAUUUAAAAGCAGUUGAUGUGAAGCGUUUUUUUAUUUUGUGUUUAUGAAAGAAUCAUACUUGUUUGUUUGAGUCAGUAACGAGUAAAAUCAGGAAAUGUUGAAUUGGGUUUACGGUCAUUUCGUAGCAAGCCAUUUCGUAAUCGUAGCUACACAUUUUCAGUUAUUUCGUAAGCAUUAAUCAAUCAUUUUGUAACCAAAUCGGUUAUUUUUUCACCAGUAAUUAAAACUGAUUAUGUUUUCCAUUAUCAAUUUGAUUGCCAUUUUUAACGUGUAUUGAAUUUGGAGAUGAAAAAACAACAUUUGUGUUUUGGAAUAUCCGGUCACCAAGAUGAUACUGUACGAAAUAAAGGUUACAAAUCUUGCUGGGCUUAAUCUAUACUAUAUAGGGACGAACUCUGUUCCAGUAUUUGUAUGUACUUUGCCUUGCAAGAUAAUGAAAAUCAAUCCAUAAAUGGCAGGAUAUAUUUGAUGGUAAGGUACUUUUCUACCAUAUAGCAAUUCAUACAGUAUUUUCUGCAUGUUGUUUAAAUAAGAUUCCCAAACGUGAUCCGGUGUCAUAGAUGGGACUCGUGUACAGAUCCAGGCACCAUCUAUUGAUGAACCCAUGUACGUGAACAGAAUGGGUUACCAUUCCAUCAACACACAGAUUGCGUUUGAUCAUAAUGAUAUGAUGAUGGACGUUGUCGCCAGAUGGCCAGGAAGUACCCACCAUAGCAGAAUCCUUAGAGGAAGUGGGCUGUGGCAAGUUUUCGAAAGAAACCUGCUUUCACAGAAUGACCACUUUCUUCUGGGUGAUAGUGGGUAUCCCAGCAAACGCUGGCUGUUGACGCCUUAUGUAAGACCAGCUAAUCACGCUCAGGAAGCGUAUAACAGGGCACACAAGUUGACAAGGAGCAAGGUUGAACGGGGCACAGGACAGCUUAAACGCAGAUGGGGAAUUCUGCAUGGAGAAGUUAGACUUGCUCCAGAAAAAACGUGCAAGGUGAUCAUUGCAUGUGCAGUUUUGCACAACAUCUGCAAGCUGCAUGGUGUAUCAGAUGUUGAUGAUCUGCCGGAAGAUCCUGUGCACAAUGACGGGAUUCAUGUUGGUCCAGAAGAUGGACUUCGAUUCCGUGAUAUUAUAUGUGAACAGUAUUUUAGAUUGUAAAUUACGGGGGAUA
Molecule: messenger RNA, 1281 nt
Organism: Dreissena polymorpha
Lineage: Eukaryota; Metazoa; Mollusca; Bivalvia; Myida; Dreissenidae
Product: putative nuclease HARBI1
Exons: 4
Coding region: 726-1268 (180 amino acids)
Source: RefSeq, a predicted model, not a curated record